CCGCCCAAUCUCCAUCAGACGGCUAUACCCACACCAUCAUAGGGUUCGUCUAGCCCACCGCCGCCUUCGUCGUCGGUUCCCAGGCUCCUCCGCACUUCCAGCCGCCGGCCGGCAGCGAAGCUUUACGCUCCCUGGCGCCGAUGGCGGACGACGUCGCCCCGUGCACCGCCUCCGCCUACCUCGACCCCUCCUACUGGGACGAGCGGUUCGGGAAGGAGGAGCACUACGAGUGGUUCAAGGACUUCUCCCACUUCCGCCACCUCCUCGUCCCUCUCCUCUCCCCCUCGCUCUCGGUUCUCGAGGUCGGCUGCGGCAACUCUCGGCUCGGGGAGGAGCUCCUGCGGGAGGGUGUCGCGGGCGGCAUCACCUGCAUCGACCUCUCGCCCGUCGCUGUCCAGAGGAUGCGCGACCGCCUGGCGGAGCAGGGCACCAGCGGUGUGGAUGUGGUGGUGGCCGACAUGCUUGACCUGCCGUUUGAGAGCGAGAGCUUCGACCUCGUGAUCGAGAAAGGGACCAUGGAUGUGUUGUUUGUGGACAGUGGUGACCCAUGGAACCCCAAUCCUACAACGGUGGAUAAUGUAAUGAAAAUGCUUGAAGGUAUCCACAAGGUUUUGAAGCCAGGCGGCAUAUUUGUAUCAGUUACCUUUGGACAGCCACAUUUCCGACGUCGAUUUUUUGAAGCACCUGGGUUUACAUGGUCUGUCAAGUGGAGCACCUUUGGUGAUGGCUUCCAUUAUUUCUUCUACAGCCUUCAGAAGGGAAAGAGGUCAGCAGAGUCCCAUGGUCCCCAAGAUGCAUUACCUGCUGCUCCAAGCAUAAAUAUGUUUCAUGAAGAGCUCGAAAGCGAGGAUUACAUAUUUCUCACAAAUGUUGAUGAGUUGUAAGUUGUAAUAACUUGACAGGCGAGUUUUUUUAUUCUAACACAGCAAGGGACGGAUUAGUCAGGAGUUUAGCAUUGGUCAUCCAGUUAGCCUCCAGUGAUGUUUGUACUUCUUUUUUUUUUGAACGGUGAUAUUUGUACUUAGUUUGUUUGACUUGGAACAGAUGCAUCUACAUACCUUGUGAUGUGAUGACAAUUGCCCAUCCUAGGGAUCUUUGUACCAUCAGAAUUGACAAAGUUACACUUGCUCCCGUUGUUAAUC
This is a messenger RNA of Brachypodium distachyon (stiff brome), 1142 nucleotides long. RefSeq names its product EEF1A lysine methyltransferase 4. The record is from RefSeq and is a predicted model, not a curated record. The transcript is spliced from 7 exons. Lineage: Eukaryota; Viridiplantae; Streptophyta; Magnoliopsida; Poales; Poaceae. The coding region runs from base 141 to 884 and encodes 247 amino acids.